Molecule: messenger RNA, 1602 nt
Organism: Vombatus ursinus (common wombat)
Lineage: Eukaryota; Metazoa; Chordata; Mammalia; Diprotodontia; Vombatidae
Gene: HS3ST5
Product: heparan sulfate-glucosamine 3-sulfotransferase 5
Exons: 4
Coding region: 427-1464 (345 amino acids)
Molecular function (GO): [heparan sulfate]-glucosamine 3-sulfotransferase activity
Source: RefSeq, a predicted model, not a curated record
UCACUCACUCACUCUCAGUCUCGCGCUCUGAUGAGCUGAAUUCCCAACCUCAGAAACAAGCCAUCCAACUUAGGAGCCUGGCCACAAAAGCCACACUUUUGCCCCCCACCCGGACAGCCACAGCAUUAGUGAUCCCUUCGCCCGCUCGUCCGCCUGCCCGCCUCGGCUCUCCUCCAGCAGCAGUGGCUCAGGAUGCCCGACUCAACAAGUUGCUGGUUGCCCCAGCAGUGAUGCCUCGGUUACUCAGCUGCAUUCCUGGAGUCACUUCAGUAGUCUCCUAGGCAAAUCUUGAAGCCUUUGGAAUUAAAGACAGGAUCCAAGAAAUCCAUUCUUCUUUGCAUGUUCCCACGAUAUAGACGUGCAGGAUUUUCCGAAUGAUCAUACGAACACAAAGAUUGAAGAAGUCCUGAAGAUUGAUGGAGGGCCAUGCUAUUCAAACAGCAGGCGUUGCUGAGACAGAAGCUCUUUGUGCUGGGAAGUCUUGCUAUUGGAAGUCUUCUAUAUCUAGUUGCCAGAGUUGGGAGCUUGGAUAGACUACAGCCCAUUUGCCCAAUUGAAGGUCGAUUUGGAGCCCGCAGUCAGGCUGAAAUCCCACUCCGGGCGCUGCAAUUCAAACGUGGCCUUCUCCACGAGUUCCGGAAGGGCAACGCUACCAAGGAGCAGAUUCGACUCCACAAUCUGGUCCAGCAACUCCCCAAAGCCAUCAUCAUUGGGGUGAGGAAAGGAGGCACCAGAGCCCUGCUUGAGAUGCUGAAUCUCCAUCCUGCUGUGGUCAAAGCCUCACAGGAAAUCCACUUUUUUGAUAAUGAUGAGAAUUAUGCCAAAGGCAUUGAGUGGUACAGGAAGAAAAUGCCAUUUUCAUACCCUCAACAAAUCACCAUUGAGAAGAGUCCUGCCUAUUUUAUCACCGAGGAGGUACCAGAAAGGAUUUACAAAAUGAACUCAUCCAUCAAGUUGCUGAUCAUUGUCAGGGAACCCACAACAAGAGCUAUUUCUGAUUAUACUCAGGUGCUAGAGGGGAAGGAGAGGAAGAAUAAAACCUACUACAAAUUUGAAAAGCUGGCAAUAGACUCGAAUACCUGUGAGGUGAACACUAAGUAUAAAGCUGUGAGGACCAGCAUCUAUACAAAACAUCUGGAAAGGUGGCUGAAAUACUUUCCAAUUGAGCAGUUUCACAUAGUAGAUGGAGAUCGGCUCAUUACAGAACCACUGCCAGAACUCCAGUUAGUGGAGAAGUUCCUCAAUCUUCCUCCCAGGAUCAGUCAAUACAAUUUAUACUUCAACGCUACGAGGGGAUUUUACUGCCUGCGGUUUAACAUUGUCUUUAACAAGUGCCUGGCAGGCAGCAAGGGACGCAUUCAUCCGGAGGUAGAUCCCUCUGUAAUUACCAAAUUGCGCAAAUUCUUUCACCCUUUCAAUCAAAAAUUCUACCAGAUCACUGGGAGGACAUUGAACUGGCCCUAAAUGAAUAUAUCCUACAACACUGUGUGUUGCACCAAGAGGGACACAGUGUCUUCUUUAGAUUCAAAUAUGCACUUUUCCAAAACACAGCUAUCCAAGUCUUUUUUUUUUCACCCCAUGAGUACUUGUACAUAUGCAGUG